ACAACUCUAUAAAUACUGGUCCCUUUUGUGUGAACCAUCUCUGAACUCUUUGGGAAUAGCUCGACUCCUCGGGACCUGUCUGUACUCAGGUUGGAGUGUGUGAUACUCAGGUUGACGUGUGUGAGGUCAGGAACAAUCAGUGGACAGUGUGUGUGUGAGGAACUAUUCAGUCAAGAUGGUUUCCCAGGGGAUCCAGAUCAUGGGCAUCAUCAUGUCGUUGAUCGGCUGGUUGAUGGUCAUCAUCGUGUGUGCCCUGCCUAUGUGGAAGGUCACAGCCUUCAUCGGAGCCAACAUCGUCACGGCCCAAACCAUCUGGGAGGGAAUGUGGAUGAACUGUGUUGUGCAGAGCACUGGCCAGAUGCAGUGUAAGAUCUACGACUCCAUGCUGGCACUACCCCAGGACCUCCAGGCCGCCAGAGCAAUGAUCAUCAUCUCCAUCCUGACAGGUAUCUUCGGCAUCUGCCUGUCGAUUGCAGGAGGGAAAUGCACCAACUGCAUAGCAGAGGAGGGAUCCAAGGCUAGAGCCUGUAUUGUGGCUGGAGUCCUCUACAUCAUCUCAGGCAUCCUCUGCCUCAUCCCAGUGUCCUGGUCAGCCAACACCAUCAUCAGGGAUUUCUACAACCCCAUGCUGAUCGAGGCCCAGAGGAGGGAACUGGGGGCGUCUCUGUAUAUAGGCUGGGGUGCUGCAGCACUGCUGCUGAUGGGAGGGGGGCUGCUGUGCUGGAACUGUCCCCCCAAGCAGGACCACCACUAUCCAGCCAAGUUCUCUCAGGUCAGAUCCACCUCCUCCGGACCCAUGCAAUAUGUCUGAGAUGUUCAUGUCAGUGUCAUGUUAAAGAUCUACUUAAUCAAAUUGAAUUUAAAUGAGGACACUAAAGACAGUUCUCAUAACAAAAACUGUGAGAGUUUUAAAUCACAAAGAACUUGAAUGGGUUUGUUGAGUUAAAAUAAUGUUACGAGUUAUGUUAUAGUUAUAAUAUAAGUAUUUUAGUUUUUUUUAAACAGCUGAUGUUCUCUACUACUGAAGUACCCUGUUAAUAUCCUUUAAUGUCAGAUUAAAUCCAUGAGGUUAGGAAUACUGUAUAUCAAGUUAUGUCUCCAUUUUGGCACUGUCUUAACAUUGUUCCUGUGAUUUAAACAAGUGUGUCAUCAUUGUAAAUAAACUGUACAAUAUAAAUAUAAUACGUCUGUAUUA
Oncorhynchus nerka (sockeye salmon) is the source of this 1195-nucleotide messenger RNA. RefSeq names its product claudin-4-like. Gene Ontology annotation, cellular component: plasma membrane; bicellular tight junction. The transcript has a single exon. The record is from RefSeq and is a predicted model, not a curated record. Gene Ontology annotation, biological process: cell adhesion; bicellular tight junction assembly. The coding region runs from base 176 to 811 and encodes 211 amino acids. Gene Ontology annotation, molecular function: structural molecule activity. Lineage: Eukaryota; Metazoa; Chordata; Actinopteri; Salmoniformes; Salmonidae.